UCCAUGCUUGUCUUCCUGUCGGUUACCGGAAAUUCUCAAGCUUACAGCCUCAACCUGUCGGAAGAAUCCAGCAGCGAGGUCUCCGUGGCUCGGAACCUCCCGGUGGCCAUCCUCCCUCUGGCUCUGGCCCUCGUCGGUCCUCUGGUGGCGGUGUUCUUUGGCAGCCUAAAGCCCGUGCUCCUGACCCUCGGCCUCGUGUACCUCCUCCUGUUCGUCCUCACUUUCGUACCCACGCUGGGCGCCAUGGUACAGACCGGCUUCCGCGCUUUCGGCGACACCCUGGCGGCCGCCAUACCUCCGACCAUCGGUGAAGACCUGCUCAAAGCCACCGGACUCGAUGCCGAAGAAUGCCGUACCAGGGCAGUCUGUGAGAUCACCGAAGACGCUGUCCAGCGGUACCCUACCGUUGCGGCCAUGUUGAGGUCGUUGAGUGGGGCUGUCAGGGCUCAAGAUGGCUCCAAAUUCGUGCUCAAGGGACUGUUGGGUGGCCUCUCUGGGCUUGGGUGCGAGUCACUUUACGCUGUCUGCAAGCGGUCUCCUUUUGAAAGGGUUCUGAAAGCUCUGUCCGAACCAGCCGUUUGAGUGUCAGCCUUCCGUCUUUUUGUUGUUGUUGUUAAUAAAUUCUGGUAAAUACAGCACAUAUUUUACGUGUCGCUUGGCUAGGGAGCCUCAGUUGGCUUCUUCUUAGGCAGUACACAUCUAUAGACCUUUUUACCUUCCUCCGCAUGG
Molecule: messenger RNA, 729 nt
Organism: Ixodes scapularis (black-legged tick)
Lineage: Eukaryota; Metazoa; Arthropoda; Arachnida; Ixodida; Ixodidae
Exons: 2
Coding region: 4-582 (192 amino acids)
Source: RefSeq, a predicted model, not a curated record